This is a messenger RNA of Musa acuminata subsp. malaccensis (wild Malaysian banana), 2671 nucleotides long. RefSeq names its product probable metal-nicotianamine transporter YSL12. The record is from RefSeq and is a predicted model, not a curated record. Gene Ontology annotation, molecular function: oligopeptide transmembrane transporter activity. NCBI's taxonomy places the organism in Eukaryota, Viridiplantae, Streptophyta, Magnoliopsida, Zingiberales, Musaceae. Gene Ontology annotation, cellular component: membrane.
UUCCAAAGCAUGGCUUUGGAAGUAGAUCCGAUCACUGUUCUUUGAAAAUGAACUCAAAUCAAUAAAAAAUUAGAACUGAACAAGAUCAACGAUUCCAUAGUUCUUAAAGGAAUCCAUGAUUGAUCCAACGGCAUCUCGUCAUGUUGGAUGCAGAUAUGAAACUGUCGAAAGGUGGAAGAGGAAGAACUUGUGGGCAGGAACGAGAUCCAAGCCAGAUUCCAAGGAGAUGGUGCUGAUGCGUUGACCGUCGUGAGUAGUCUUCGUCUCUUCUUCCCUCGAUUCUCCGUCACUUUCAUGGUUCACUUACCAGUUGUUCUUGAAGCCACCACCACCGUCUAGAUAUAGUCUAUCGCGCACAGCACAGCAAGGGGAACGGCAUGGAGAACGAAGAGAACGGGGUGGAGGGGCGGCCCGCGAUGGAGAACCCAAAGAAGGAAGAGGAGGAGGAGGGGAAGCGGGGAGAGGCGGUGUCGGUGGAGCGGACGUUCGAGCGGCAGCGGGUGCCGCCGUGGCGGGAGCAACUGACGGCGCGGGCGCUGGCGGUGAGCUUCCUGCUCUCGGUCAUGUUCAGCGUGAUCGUGAUGAAGCUGAACCUGACCACCGGCAUCAUCCCCUCCCUCAACGUCGCCGCCGGCCUCCUCGGCUUCUUCUUCGUCAAGGUCUGGACCAAGGCCCUGGAGCACGCCGGCCUCCUCCGCACCCCCUUCACCCGCCAGGAGAACACCGUCAUCCAGACCUCCGUCGUCGCCGCCUACGGCCUCGCCUUCAGCGGUGGUUUUGGAAGUUACCUUUUUGGGAUGAGCUCAAAGAUCGCCAACCAGACAACAGAAGCAAAUGAUUCACAGAACAUAAAGGACCCAAAAUUAGGGUGGAUGAUCGGAUUCAUGUUUGUUGUUAGCUUUCUUGGACUGUUUUCUCUUGUGCCACUCAGAGAGAUAAUGAUCAUCGACUACAAGCUGAUCUAUCCAAGUGGCACCGCAACUGCGUACCUCAUCAAUGGCUUCCAUACUCCUCAGGGUGAAAAGCUGGCCAAGAAACAGGUGCGGACAAUGGGCAAGUUCUUUGUCUACAGCUUCCUGUGGGGAUUCUUCCAGUGGUUCUACACGGCUGGUGAUGACUGCGGAUUCGAAGCUUUUCCUACCUUCGGCCUCAAAGCUUAUGCGAACAAGUUUUUCUUCGAUUUCUCUGCUACUUACGUUGGAGUUGGAAUGAUCUGCCCGUAUAUAGUGAACGUAUCUCUGCUUCUGGGAGCGAUCCUUUCAUGGGGACUCAUGUGGCCUCUCAUAAACAACCAGAAGGGCCACUGGUAUUCUGCGGAUAUCCCACCGAGCAGCCUUCAUAGCUUGCAAGGUUACAGGGUGUUCUUAGCCGUCGCCUUGAUUCUUGGCGAUGGCCUCUACAACAUCCUCAAGGUCCUGCAUCGAACUAUAUACUCGUUUGUUUCCGCUGCGCGAAAACGCCCAACGAGCUCUCUUCCCAUCUCGGACGGUGGCCGUGCUGUAACGAGUCCGGCAGCUUCGUUCGACGACAAGAGGCGAACCGAGAUGUUCGUUAAAGAUCAGAUCCCGAAGUGGGUGGCAUAUGUAGGCUACAGCGCCAUUGCCAUCGUCUCCAUAGUUACGAUUCCUCACCUCUUUCCUCCGCUCAAGUGGUACCAUAUCUUGGUCGCCUAUGUGUUCGCCCCAUUGCUGGCUUUCUGCAACGCCUAUGGCUGCGGCCUCACCGAUUGGAAUCUGGCGUCCACCUACGGCAAGCUUGCCAUAUUCGUGUUUGGAGCUUGGGCAGGAGCUCACCAUGGCGGCGUGCUUGCAGGCCUUGCGGCCUGCGGCGUCAUGAUGAGCAUCGUUGCCACUGCCUCAGAUCUCAUGCAGGACUUCAAGACCGGAUACCUGACACUAGCUUCUCCCAGGUCAAUGUUCGUGAGCCAAGUCGUCGGCACCGCCAUGGGCUGUGUGAUCGCGCCGUGCGUUUUCUGGCUCUUCUACAAGGCGUUCGACGACAUCGGCAUCUCCGGCAGUCAAUACCCAGCGCCUUACGCUCUCAUCUACCGCAACAUGGCGAUACUUGGAGUUGAUGGCUUCUCCUCGCUCCCGAAACACUGUCUCACCCUCUGCUACACAUUCUUCGCGCUCGCCAUUGUCAUCAACUUGGCAAGAGAUACGUGCCCAAAGAAGGUAGCGAGGUUUAUACCAAUCCCGAUGGCCAUGGCUAUACCGUUCUACAUCGGCACAUCCUUCGCCAUCGACAUGUGCUUGGGAAGCGCGAUACUGUAUGUGUGGGGAAGGAUCAACAAGGCCAAAGCAGAUGCAUUUGGUCCCGCAGUGGCAUCUGGCUUGAUCUGUGGCGAUGGAAUAUGGAGUCUGCCUCAGGGAGUGCUUGCGCUGGCUCGAGUGAAGCCACCAAUAUGCAUGAAGUUUCUCUCAAGGAAAAUGAAUAACAAGGUAGACGCUUACAUCGAAACCUUGUCAUAGUUCUCUUGUAGAUGGGAGAUGAUGCAAAGCAUUCUAUCAGGAAUAUAUAUCCACAUCACAGACCAUGUCUUGAGCUACUUUUAUUUGAUGGCUUGUGUUUCUUUGUCUAGUGGAAGUGCUGAGUAGCUCUGUAAUUAUAGUAUGAACAACCUACAUGUGAUGAGAACUUGAGAAUGAGCUGUGGUGGUUGCCAGUGCAAA